Molecule: messenger RNA, 1020 nt
Organism: Paramecium sonneborni
Lineage: Eukaryota; Ciliophora; Oligohymenophorea; Peniculida; Parameciidae
Source: the annotation of a GenBank genome assembly
AUGAUAGCUUUAACUUCUUCAAGGUAAUAAAAAAUAAAUAAAUUUAGGCUUAUUAGUCCAAGAUAAAAUUUUUAGUUAAAAUAUACCAAAAGUAUAUCAAAAGAAACUAAAUAUCGUCUUAGAACGGCUAGAUAUAAUAAAUUAGAAAGAUUUAUUAUAUAAAAACAUCAUCCAGAUGAAAUUAAAAAAUGUAAUACUAGUUGUCAUUGUAAUUCUUGUGGGAAAAUGAGUGCGUUUUAAAUAAAAGUUUGGAGAUAAACACCUUCAUAUGAAUCUGUGUAAAAUAUCAAAAAUUCAAUUGAUUAUAGUUUUUCUAGGCGAAAAAGAGUUUUUAAACGCUUUAGAAUAGCAGGCUAUGCUGUUUAAUUCUUAGUUUUUUACAAGGCUGAAUAGAUUAAAAAAUUGAAAAGAUAAAAAUAAAUGUAAUAAUUUCUUAGAAAUCCUUUGAUAAUUACUAAAAGGGGAAUGGUAGUUCAAUCAGCUAAAUCUCAUCGAUCUCCAAAAACUCCUAAACCUUCAGAAAACAAGAUUAGGUUAGGAUUAUAAUUUAUUUGGUAGAAGAAAUGCAACAGAUUAUUAUGAAAUUGAUUCUAUCCAAGAAAAAAUGUCAUUCAAUGAUCAUUUUAAUACUCAGAUAAAUUGUUAAAAUCCAAAUAUAAAAAAGAGAUAAGUUUCUGUUUAUAUGGAAGAGAUGUUGAAAAAUAUCACAAAAAAAUAAAGUAUUGGAAUGAGUCUUACUCCACUUUCAAUAAUUGUACUAAAUUUAAUAUGCUAUCAUAAUAGGAUAAAAAAUUAAAAAAGAACAAAUCAAUACCUUGUUUAACCGAAUAAAUUACCCCAAAAAAUAGUUUAGAUAAUCUGUAGCUUGAAAAGUUGUUUACUCCUUAGAAUCUUCUUUCUAAAAAAAAUCAAUCUCAUAUACAAAUAUUUCAUAAUAAAUACUCUAAUAACAACAAAGAAGUCAUAAAAAUGAUUGAUAAUCUAAAAAUAAAGCGCAGAUAAUAAAUAAGAAAAAAUUGA